Molecule: messenger RNA, 1675 nt
Organism: Marchantia polymorpha subsp. ruderalis
Lineage: Eukaryota; Viridiplantae; Streptophyta; Marchantiopsida; Marchantiales; Marchantiaceae
Source: the annotation of a GenBank genome assembly
UUUCGUCUUUCGACAUGCUCUCUUUAUCUCUGAACAUUACUUCUCUUGUUCUAUUUCCGGAGGCCGUCAAGUUCCUCGUGUACAUCAAGUCACCAGCGCUCAAAAUGACCUGGUUUGAGCGCACCGGUUGUUGCCAACUAGAAGCUGUGGAUGCGAACUACUGCUAUGGUAUGUCCAGAUGUUUCAGGAAUUUUCUUUCUGUAAACAACAACUGCAUCGCUGUUGAAUCAAAUGCAUCUGAAUAUAUACAGCGCUUUGUUCUAGAAUUAGUCAAUUAUUUCACGUCUUUCCGGUCCUUGGAUCAAGAUGUAAGCACAAGAAUCGUAGAAAUACCUGUCAGAGCUUUAGAGUCUCUAGUUGGGAAAACAAAACUCUGAACCAUCGAAAGAUGCACUAGAAGCGUAAGUUUGGUGCACGAACGAGAGCGAUCAAGCGAUGUUCGUACCUUCGAUAUCACUGAUUCAUGGUUGAGCAUGAACUUAGUUCAUGCUCAACCACGUGGAAUGAUGUGCAACAACUUUGUCUUUCUAUUCGUUGGUAUACUGAAGUUGGAUAACGAAUUGCUCCGAAUCAUCGACAGAUAUACUGAAGGUGGAUCAAGGACUAUGAAUAAUAGCACAUGCGUUUCUUGCUUGGAAACUUCUUACAUUUGACAUCCAGCUCUAGUAUUUGAAAUCUGGAAACUGACAGUUUUCGUCAAAUUAGCGUGUAUACAGUCUCAUUCUUAGUCAACCCCAGCAGCAAGGAAGCAUGCACUUCCAAAUCUGAUAUUGGCAGCUGAUGUGGAUAACGUUAAAGAGGUUCUGCACGUUCUCCAGAUGAACGAGUAUUGUGCUACACGGUUGAGCAACGGCGUGCUCAAGAGAGACACUGAUCAUUUGGACAAAUCUUAUUGCGAUCUGAGACGACGGAUCUCAAUUCCAAGAGUUGUUGGAUGCAGACUUACUUCUCCUGGCAGGUUUCCUCAAAGAUGUUCCAAUGAAGUUCCUGUGCCUCGGGGCCAAGUACACGAUGCAAAGCUUCCUCAUGAAGACGAGUCAUCGUUUUCAGAUUCGUGUGGCUGACUUCCACCGUACUUUCAACUGGCGUAGCCGCUACUACUGCUCCUUAAGAGAGAGUUUCAUCCAUCGCGAUCAGUAUAGCAUCUUGAAAUCAAGGGACGAAAGGUAGAUAGAUUUUGCUCCAAUUUUGUGUACUAGGAUAGAAGAGCUGACGGAAGAAAGCGUAGUGCAAACUUACUUUCAUUGCGGAUGGUAAGAGCAACAUUACAGAUCAGCUGCAUUGAUAGAACUCAGAAGCUAUCCUGUACAUCAUCUGCUAGUGUACAAAUAAGAAACCUUUAUCUGUUAGGAAAGUACGGCAUUGUGAGCCCACAUUUUUCAGCCAAUGCUGUGUUUUGAUGGACAAUUUUCUGUGAGAAUCCUUUGGUGCAAAUUGAGACCUCAGGCUAGGUGUAGUUGAUGAACGAUUGUCGUAUUCAUAUUGUUUUCUCGACCUGAGGACCUUUGUCGAAGAAAAGUAUGAAAUCAUCCUCCACAUUGUCGACUAUGGUUUUGUGCACCCACCAGUUCAUUGGAGCUGAAUUGGAAUGGAAUUGGCUGAAAUAAGCCUUGAGAGCAUUUUUCAAUCCCGCCAGAAACAAUGUAAGAUGACUCUUUACCAAUUGGAAUCCCGC